Molecule: messenger RNA, 1623 nt
Organism: Colletotrichum phormii
Lineage: Eukaryota; Fungi; Ascomycota; Sordariomycetes; Glomerellales; Glomerellaceae
Exons: 2
Coding region: 1-1623 (540 amino acids)
Source: RefSeq, a predicted model, not a curated record
AUGGUCCGCUCAAGUGUCUUCGGUCGUUUCCUGACCGGAAUGCUCCUUGCUUCUGGCGCAGCCGCUCACACCGAAGGCUGCAGCUGCUCCUCCGAUGGCAUCCAGCGCGUCACCUACAUCGUCGUCGAGAUGCCCGAACAGCCCGAACAAGCAGCCUCCUCCUCCUCCUUCACAACACCAACCACCGUCGCGACGCCAACCUCCACGGAAAGGUUCACCGCGCAAGCAGCGCACGUAAUCGAGGAUAUCCCAGCCUACGAGCGCCUCGCCGUCAAGCCCGAGACCCUCCGUCCUGCCGUAAACACAACACAUACCUUUGGCGCCUCCGCCGCUCCUGGCAUCGACACAAAGGACCCCAUCAACAUCGUUCCGGCCACGAAUGUUUCGCUCUUCUACGCGGCCACGGACACGGAGGAACAGGGCUCCAUCGACAUGAAGAUCGUGUUCAAGAACCCUGCCGUGGUCAUCGAGCACGUCGACGCCGUCAGCAACGUUGCAUGCGGAGACGAUGAGCUCACCGUCUCCUUCUCCUCUCUGGACGCCUUUGACGAGGCCGUCAAGGACUGGACCGACUCCGCAGAAGAAGGCUUCAUCCUCAUUACCAACCACAUGGGCAACUGCGACGCCGAGUUCGAACGCGGCUUCUUCCUCGCAACGGGCCUGACCUCCAGCAAGGGCGACCUCUCGAUCACAGUCGCCGCGUCAAAGGAAGAACUCACAAACAUCGCCGGCGAGUGCGAAAUGUCCUUUACCUCUCUCCCGGCCGCCACGCUCUCCAAGCGCCUCACCCUCGACCCGUCCGUCUCCCUCACCUUUGCCGAGGGCCUCGCCGAGGACACGGUGCUCUACAGCGACGGGCAGUACGUCAACAUCACGGCCGACGAGGCUUGGUUCAGCUCUAGCAUCACCUUCUCCGGCUACCUAAAGUACAACUUUUGGGGCUUCAAGCUGCAGGCCCUGUACUUUGACCUCGACACGACCUUUGACUCAGCCGUCGGCGUCUCGGUCGACGUCGCCGCGUCCUACAGCCACGCGCUCAAGUACGCCCCGGACGCGUUAUCCUACUCCCUCGUCUCCGUCCCCGGUAUCGUCGAGCUCGGUCCGGGCGUGGCGUUCGCCGUGGGCUUGGAUUUCGACGUCUCGGCUGCCGUCGGCGUCACUGCCGGACUGAGCGUGAGUCUGCCGGCGGGCAACGUCCAUCUCGAUCUUCUCCACGGGGAAAAGUCGUCGGCGAGCGGAUGGGAGCCGAAGUACAGCAGCUACGCCAACAUCACUGAGUCAGCCGACGUGCGCGUCGACGCCUCGGCGGACGUUACCGUUCAACUGGCGUUCAAGUUGCUCGGCGGGCUGGUCGAUCUCAGCUCCGGCAUCACGGCGACGCCGGGUUUCGAUAACGUCUUCAAGUUGUGCGGAGAGCAGAAUAUGGGAGUCGGCGGUAGCCCAGCCGAGGUGACGCAGGUGAGUGUUGAUGUGCCCAAAGACGGGUUGAUCUGCGCCGAGAAGAAUGGGGUCGAGUUUGCAACGGAUUUCUACUUCAACUUGACUGGGUUCGCGACUCAGUGGUGGAGCGGCGAGCUUUACAGCACCCGUGUGCCGCUUUGGGAUCUGUGUUACAGCUUUUGA